Messenger RNA from Colletotrichum phormii, 984 nucleotides. RefSeq names its product mitochondrial carrier domain-containing protein. Gene Ontology annotation, cellular component: mitochondrion; mitochondrial inner membrane. Gene Ontology annotation, molecular function: glycine transmembrane transporter activity. NCBI's taxonomy places the organism in Eukaryota, Fungi, Ascomycota, Sordariomycetes, Glomerellales, Glomerellaceae. The record is from RefSeq and is a predicted model, not a curated record. The transcript has 2 exons. The coding region runs from base 1 to 984 and encodes 327 amino acids. Gene Ontology annotation, biological process: glycine import into mitochondrion.
AUGUCUCAACAGGCGACCCCAGGCCGUACAAAAUCAUCUCGGCAUUUUGUUGCUGGACUGGGUUCCGGUAUUGCAUCGGCGGUGCUACUGCAACCGCUUGACCUACUCAAGACCCGUGUUCAACAAUCUGGCCACCGGUCACUGAGGUCGUAUCUCAGGGAGGUUGCCGCUGCCCCAAAUAAGAUCCAGACGCUCUGGCGCGGCACAAUCCCAUCAGCCCUUAGAACCGGCUUCGGUUCGGCCCUCUACUUCACAUCUCUCAACUCCAUCCGCCAGCAUGUGGCCCAGUCGCGCUUACUGGGCCAAGCCGCCGGCAACAGAGCAGCACACUCGUCCUCACUACCGACGCUAACCCCAUCGGCGAACCUGGUCGCCGGCGCCGUCGCCAGAACGUUUGCCGGCUUUGUACUCAUGCCCUUGACCGUCAUCAAGGUUCGCUAUGAAUCCAAUUUGUAUUCCUACAAAUCCUUGCUCGGCGCUUCUUCCGACAUUUACAGAACGCAUGGUCCACGAGGCUUCUUUGCUGGCUUCGGUGCCACCGCCGUCCGUGAUGCACCGUAUGCAGGCAUGUAUGUAUUAUUCUACGAGCUGCUCAAGAAGCAGCUCAGCAGUCUGUCUACUCCAAAGGACGGACACAACUCAAAUCGCCCCUUCGCCAUUACAACAUCGCAUGCAACGCUCGUCAAUUUCAGCUCUGCCGUCAUGGCUGGUGGAGCGUGCUCCAUUGUCUCGAAUCCUUUCGAUGCUAUCAAAACCAGGAUUCAACUGCAGCCGGCCGUGUACAGGAACAUGUACCAGGCUUGCCGCAAGAUGAUUUCGGAAGAGGGCACACGGUCACUUAUGGAUGGGGUUGCACUCCGCAUGAGCAGAAAAGCAAUGAGUUCAGCUUUGGCCUGGACUGUGUACGAAGAGCUGAUGAGGAGAGCUGAGCGUACUUGGUCCUCAAACUUGACAACAACAACAACAACGACGGCGGAGCCAUAG